This is a messenger RNA of Pipistrellus kuhlii (Kuhl's pipistrelle), 3672 nucleotides long. RefSeq names its product ubiquitin conjugating enzyme E2 J1 (gene UBE2J1). NCBI's taxonomy places the organism in Eukaryota, Metazoa, Chordata, Mammalia, Chiroptera, Vespertilionidae. The transcript is spliced from 8 exons. The record is from RefSeq and is a predicted model, not a curated record. The coding region runs from base 110 to 1066 and encodes 318 amino acids.
CGCAGGCUGGUGGCGGCGCUGGGCGGUGUCUGCGGACUCCCAGGGCCUGGUUCCGGAGGCCGAGUCUCCGCGCCGCAGAGUGCAGGCUGGAGCCGGGCAGCGACUAGUCAUGGAGACCCGCUACAACCUCAAGAGCCCGGCUGUUAAACGUUUAAUGAAAGAAGCGGCAGAAUUGAAAGAUCCAACAGAUCAUUAUCAUGCACAACCUUUGGAGGAUAAUCUUUUUGAAUGGCACUUCACAGUUAGAGGGCCCCCAGAUUCUGAUUUUGAUGGAGGAGUUUAUCAUGGACGAAUAGUACUACCACCAGAGUAUCCCAUGAAACCACCAAGCAUUAUUCUUCUAACGGCUAAUGGACGAUUUGAAGUAGGCAAGAAAAUCUGUUUGAGCAUCUCAGGACAUCAUCCUGAAACUUGGCAGCCUUCAUGGAGUAUAAGAACAGCAUUGUUAGCCAUCAUUGGGUUUAUGCCAACAAAAGGAGAAGGAGCCAUAGGUUCUCUAGAUUACACACCUGAGGAAAGAAGAGCACUUGCUAAAAAAUCACAAGAUUUCUGUUGUGAGGCAUGUGGCUACACCAUGAAGGAUGUCCUGCUGCCUUUAAAAUCUGGAAGUGAUUCAAGCAUGGCUGACCAAGAAGCCAAAGAACUGGCUAGACAAAUCAGUUUUAAGGCAGAAGUUAAUUCAUCUGGAAAGACUAUUGCUGAGUCGGACUUAAACCACCCUUUUUCACUAAAUGAUUUAGAGGACAAUAUACCUACCACAUUCCAGGGAGCUACUGCCAGUACAUCGUAUGCAGUCCAGAACUCCUCAGCAGCAUCCCUUCAACAACCUGCCCAGCCUGUAGCUAAGAACACCUCCAUGAGUCCUCGCCAGCGCAGGGCCCAACAGCAGAGUCAAAGAAGGUCGUCCAGUUCACCAGAUGUCAUCCAGGGCCAGCAGCUCCGAGACAACCACACGGAUAAUGGCGGGUCUGCUGUACUGAUUGUCAUCUUGACUUUGGCACUGGCAGCGCUUAUAUUCCGACGAAUAUAUCUAGCCAAUGAGUACAUAUUUGACUUUGAGUUAUAAUACUGUUUUGUGUUUUAAGAGCUGUGACUCAACUGCUUUAUUAAACAUUCUUCAUUGGGUAUAGUCUAAGAAUUGUUUACAAAAAAUUAUUUUGUAUUUACCCUGCAUUCCUUUUUUUUUUAUCCUUAUAAAUUCAGUUAUAACUAUAGCUCGCAUUCAGACUGUGUCCUGCUUGGUUUAAGGGAUUGGAAGUGAAGUUCCUUGUCUCAUUAUAUAAACUGCUUUACAGGGAAACAAUUUGUUAUUUCUCAUGUUUUAGCUUCUUUUUAUGUAAAUUUGUGAUAGUUUCUGUAUAGCCCUUUAAAUUUUUGGGUAAAAGAUGGUGUUUUAAGUUCCAAUGAGUAUUAGUAAUUACUCAGUAUCAUUUAUUCAGUACUCUGUUUCUACUUAUGUAGAAUGAUAGAGGGAUAAGUGUUAAAAAGGCCAAGUAAAACCCCCUCCAAUGGCUUACUUCAUGGGAACAUUGGGAUUACCCAUUCUGUGAUAUACUUUAUGUCCUAAACAUUGUCAGUGAAAGUUACUAUAUCAGUCAAACAUUUAUGAGUAAAUGAGAUUACAUCUUGGUUACUGAAUUUUACUUGAAGAGGGAAUAAUGCUUUGUAACCACUUUGAUAUGUAUUAUCCCAUUCUCUCCAAAGAGCACAUAGGGUUUAAAAGAAAGAAAGAAAACAAUCCUCUGUAGAUCUUGGAUGGAUGCAAGGAAGAAAGGAAGAAAGGAAGGAAGGAAAGGAGGGAGGGUUCAAGUCAGGAAAUCACUUAGUUUUAUUCUAGAAGUUAAGUGGGAGUAUCUUAAGAUUUGAAUGUUUAAUCUGCUUUGAAUUGUAUAUCUUUUGAGAUGUAUAUAUGCCUAGCUUUGUAAUCACUAUAAAUUUAAUUAUUCUGGAAUAUGCAUAAUGUUGUACUAUUUCUUGUACCAUAUUAAUAGAAAAGGUCAGGGCCCAAGCAAUAGUGGUAGAAAUUAGAAAAACCUUUACUUGGAAUUGUAUGCCUACACAAAGCCCAAGAAGUAAUUCUCAGUACAAAAUCAAUAUAUAUCAUAGUGCUAGUUAGCUCCACGACUCUAGUAGACACUUUCAACAUCAUAGUCCCUGGUGAAAACAUAAUUACAGAGAAACAUUGCAUUCAGCAUGUUCAGUAGCAGCAUUGAAGGCACUCUUGAGAGCAUUAUUAAUGAAGAUUUAACUUUUAAAUACAGGCAGUCCUCAGCUUUCAAACAGGUUAUGCUCUAAAGGUGCAUUUAUAAGUUAUUAUUAUUAUUAUUAUUUACAAUUCUAUGUUGUAAAUGUGUUUAGGUUCUAAAUCAGUCCACAAAAAAAGUCCAUAAUGUAUCUUGAAUAAUUUGGGGGAUGGUAUCCAUAAAGUCCUUAUGUGGUUUUAACUAACUGAAAUUAUAGGCACUAUAGAAACAAUUUGUAAAAUGAUUUUAAAGGCAAAUUUAAUUUUUACUUGUGCUCUGGGACUUUGGUUCCAUAACUGUCACACAAUAUCUGUGUCUCAAAGCCAUUUUUCCUUUAGGUCUGCAUUUAAAACAAGAGCAUAUUGUAUACUACGAUAUAACACGUAAUUGUAUUAAACUUUAAUAAACGAGCAUUUUUAAAGUGUUUACAGAUUAUUUCUGUUAUAUCUACAACUGAAAGUGGUAAAGUCUAAAAAGCCCAAGGACUUUAUGAAGACCUCAUAUGUUAGGAAAUUAUAAUUACCAUUUUGGAACUUUAUUGCCUUUUUGAAGUCUUGGUUUAGAACAUAAGAUAUUAGAAAUAUUGGUUCCGUCAUCAGUGGUCUAACAUGAGGUCACUGACCCUGGAAGGCCAGGCAAUGCUGUCACUAGAGAAGGAAAUCCCUGCACCAACUAAAAUUAUGUGGAGAUGAAUCUUAUGCUAGAAACAGUCUUCCCUCCGUUUCCUCUCAGUCAUUUUGAGCCAGCCUCUGAAGCUUUGUGAUCUUAUUGCAUGUUUCCAUGGGAUAUAGGAUGUACCCAUACUUUCAAAUUAACUAAGCCAAGAAAUUUUACAUUGUGCAGAUCCUUUUCUGUCCAAUUAGCUUCUCUUCCAUCGUGUCAAAUGACAGACCACCUUCUUUGUGUUAGGAUUUAUUUUUAACACUAAUAACACAUAGUUAAAGUGGCAUCUUUUAUGCUCCUUCCUUUCAGCUUAACUAUGUUACUUAAAAAUCCUUAAGUUGUCAGUCUGACCUCCAUUGUGGAGUUCGUGAGCAAAAUUGAUCUUUGGGGCCAUUUUUAUUGACACUCCACCUGAUAGGCCUCUUCAGCAAACUUAUUUUUAAAGCCGCACUUUAACCCUUUAUUUACAGCGUAAAGACAAAAUCAAACAUACGAUCUGGCAGGUAAAGGCUUAGGACUCAUUCUUUCGCCAGUCUUCAGAUUUAUGUAACUCAGUGACUUUUUCUUUGGCCAACAUAGCACAUGGCUACAUACUAAGGUAGUUCAAAUUAGCAUGCUUGAAGAGAUAUAUAAUGUCUGUUUCAUCUGUAACUGUUUAAGCAAAUGAAAUCUUUCCGAUUUUAUGUAUUGUGGGGCUUUUAUGUGGCACUUUACAUUUUCAUGCUGCUGAUUGUUUUUAUUCUGAAAUAAAUAAAUUUCAUCAAAA